Molecule: messenger RNA, 1020 nt
Organism: Pseudopipra pipra
Lineage: Eukaryota; Metazoa; Chordata; Aves; Passeriformes; Pipridae
Exons: 1
Source: RefSeq, a predicted model, not a curated record
UCCCUGUGCCACAUCCCUGUGCCACAUCCACAUCCCUCCCUGUGCCACAUCCACAUCCCUCCCUGUGCCACAUCCCUCCCUGUGCCACAUCCCUCCCUCCCUGUGCCACAUCCCUGUGCCACAUCCACAUCCCUCCCUGUGCCACAUCCACAUCCCUCCCUGUGCCACAUCCCUCCCUGUGCCACAUCCCUCCCUCCCUGUGCCACAUCCCUGUGCCACAUCCCUGUGCCACAUCCCUCCCUGUGCCACAUCCCUGUGCCACAUCCAUCCCUCCCUGUGCCACAUCCCUGUGCCACAUCCCUCCCUGUGCCACAUCCCUCCCUCCCUGUGCCACAUCCCUGUGCCACAUCCCUGUGCCACAUCCCUCCCUGUGCCACAUCCCUCCCUGUGCCACAUCCCUCCCUGUGCCACAUCCCUGUGCCACAUCCCUGUGCCACAUCCCUCCCUGUGCCACAUCCCUCCCUGUGCCACAUCCCCCCCUGUGCCACAUCCAUCUCUGUGCCACAUCCCCCCCUGUGCCACAUCCCUCCCUGUGCCACAUCCUUGUGCCACAUCCCCCCCUGUGCCACAUCCCUCCCUGUGCCACAUCCACAUCCCUCCCUGUGCCACAUCCCUCCCUCCCGGGGAAGGGCCCGCGGGCCCCGGGGAGGAGCAGCAGCAGCAGCAGCGCAGCAAUUCCAGCGCAGCAAUUCCCGGCCCGCGGCCCUUUUCCAGGCAGCCUCCCCCCCCUCCCACCCCCUUUUCGGCCCCAUAAAUCCUCCCCAGGUUAUUCCAGCGGGGCCGCGGCAGCGAAUCUGGAGCUCGGGGGGAGCUCGGCGGGUCCCCCCCAGCGCCCACCCGCGGCACCGCCUUUGUCUCCGCAGCCUUUCGAGCUCUGCCUCUCCUCCUCCUCCUCCUCCUCCUCCUCCUCCUCCUCCUCCUCCUCCUCCUCCUCCUCCUCCUCCCUGUGCUGCAAAGACACGCCGGUAGUUGCAACAACAUCGCUGGAAUUUGUUUGCCAGCUUUUUCCGGGGGGGAUGG